AGACCUUACCAUGGAGCAAACAAUAAACGCCGAUGCCGCUAGAAAACUUACCGGAAUUAUACACUUGACAGAUUCGAUCUCAGCUUGUCAACGUUGGGCACGGAGCCAUGAUAUUCGCUCUACUGUUAUUACUCAUGUUAUGGAAGAAGUAGGACUUGGGACAACUCAAGAUAUCUCAGCUGAAUUACAGCCUUCGAGUAUUAAAAAGAGUCCAGAGCAACUUACAACGUUCAUCAAAACAUUUGAUCAGUAUAUCAAUCCCUUCAGUCAUGACUUACCUAUGGACCAGUUAUUCAACAUUGCAUCCGGCAAAGGUGCUACCCCGCAGGUUGAAAAGUUUCUCCUUAGUAUUGAAGAAAUUGGUAACGACCAACGAGAAACAUUUAUUACUGAGUGUUCUUUGGAUAUUAAUACGUUCGAACGAACAAUUAAAAAAACACCCAUUCACAAUUUCUCUAGCGAAAUCAAAAAAAAGAAAAAAGUGAAAAUCGGCGGAAAAGACCAAAAAAUUCAGAUUCAACGAGAUUUAUUUGGUCGCAUGUUAGGAAUUUCAAUGAACCAUAAACUCGAUGUCCUGCGAAUUUUGUCCUACCCCAUUACUCCAGUUCCUCUUGCGUUAUGUCACUUGGACGGAGUGAUCUACAAAACCGCUAAAUCAGCGCUUGCCAAAUGUCUGGAAGCUAAAAUUGACCAUAACCCGCUGCGCUACUCGGAUGUUUACUUAAUAGAUGGAUUUUUCAUAUUACAUGCGAUGAAAGAGGUGCCUAAAAGAUUUGGAAACAUUUCCAAAAGAUUCUUACAGAUGAUAACCAAAUAUCCUGCAAAUAGAAUGGAUGUAAUCUUUGAUCAGUAUUGGCUUCCUUCGAUUAAAGAUUCGGAGCGACAACUGCGAAAAGAGGCGCCAUUAAUUAAUUAUUCAAUCACCGGGCCAGAUCAGACGAGACCAACAGAUUUUGCUAAAGAAUUGAAAAAUACUAACUUUAAGGAAUCUUUAAUUCAUUUUUUUUUCCACACAUUGGACAAGUGAUGAAAUUGCUCCGUUCGUUGGUAAUAAAUUAAUUCACCUUAAUUUCCGAGAGUGUCGAUCGUACAAAGCAAAUAACGGAAAAGUUGAAUCGACCAUUAUUGAAGAUCUUUGUUGUAAUUUGCAUGGAGAGGCUGAUACAAAAAUUAUUUACCAUGCAUGUCACAUCGUCGACCAAACUAAUAUUGUCAUUAGAGCCAGUGAUACUAACAUAUUAAUAAUAAUAUUGGCUAAUAUGACGAAAUUAAAAAAUGCCUCUUCUCAUAUUUGGAUGCUCUCUGGAACAGGUAACAGUGUAAGAUUCAUUGACAUCACCAAGAUAUAUGAGGAAUUGGGUGAAUUAUUGACCAAAAGUUAAAGUGGGUUCCAUGCGUUUACCGGCUCAGACUUCAAUCCUGACUUUUUCAACAAAGGAAAGAAGAGACCUUUUGGUAUAUUAAAAAAAUGCGUUAAAUUUCAAAAAGCGUUUGCAGAUCUUGGCAAUGCUUAUUUAACCGAGGAGCUUUUUCAAAAUCUGUUCAAUAUUAUACAAAAGUUUACUUGCCUAAUGUACGGAGCUGAAAAUCAAUAGGCGUGGAUGAUGGGAGAUUCCAGCUUUUUGUCAGUAGCUAUAAAGCAGUUGAUGUUACGGAAAAUUUCACGAAAAAAGUAAGGACUUUCGACGCAAGCUCUAUACCUCCUUGCAAAAGCGAGUUGUAUCAACAAUUUUUGAGAGCUCAUUAUAUUUCAAGCAUUUGGAAAAACGCUUCUCAAAAACAACCAACAACUUUGGACCCACUUGAGUAUGGUUGGGUAGAGCAAGAAAACUCUUUCACGCUUAAAUGGUUCGAAGGAGAUCAACUGCCAUGUCUCGUCAGCGAUUUGAUUAAAGAUGUUACAGAUACUGAUGAAGCCAGUGAUGACAUUCUCUCUCAUGAUGAAGACGAUGAUUCCGAGGAUGACCGGAAGUAUGAAGAGAGAAUAUAAAGAUAUGCAUUUUUUGAAUUAAAGAUCUGAAUUUUUCA
Molecule: messenger RNA, 2028 nt
Organism: Rhagoletis pomonella (apple maggot)
Lineage: Eukaryota; Metazoa; Arthropoda; Insecta; Diptera; Tephritidae
Exons: 2
Coding region: 11-1027 (338 amino acids)
Source: RefSeq, a predicted model, not a curated record